Messenger RNA from Rhineura floridana, 6082 nucleotides. It is a transcript of the gene LRRC75B, whose product is annotated as leucine rich repeat containing 75B. Lineage: Eukaryota; Metazoa; Chordata; Lepidosauria; Squamata; Rhineuridae. The transcript has 4 exons. Bases 338 to 1417 code for a protein of 359 amino acids. The record is from RefSeq and is a predicted model, not a curated record.
GCCGCCGCCUCCCGAGGGGAGAGGCAGCCUCCCCGGUCUCCUGCACCAGCGGCAGCGCCCCUCGCUCCCUCCGCCGUGCGCACGUGCCGGCGAGACAGAGCCGCAGCGCGGGAGCGGCGAGGACGCGGCGCCCUAGGCCGGAGGGAUCACGCGGCCGGAGCGCCCGGCUGGAGAGACGCCGCCCGCCCCCCUCUGCAGCCCCGGGGGGGAGGAGGAGAGCGCCGCCGCGGCCGGACUGUGAAGCGACGGCGCGAAGGGACGCCCUUGUCCGGCGGCCGGCCUGCGCGCGCCCUAGGAGCCGAGGCGGGCCUCGGGCCUCUCCUCCGCGCCGCCCGCGAUGGGUUCCAGGCUCAGCCGCCCGAGCAGCCUGGGGGCGGCGGUGGAAGGGGAGCGGCAUGAGCGGCGCCCCCCGAAGGGCUUCCGAAGGAGGCAGGAGCCGCCGCCGCCGCAUCCCCCGAGCCGCCGCCGCCCCGGCUUCCCGCUGGCCUCGCGGCUCCUCCGCUCCGAGAAGCUGCCCGGGGCGCUGCGGAAGAGCAGCCCGGCGCCCUACGUGCGGCGGGUGGGCUGGGUCCGCGACAUCCAGGCGGCCCUCCAGCAGCGGCAGCGGGACCAGGCAACCCAGACCCUCCGCCUCCUCCGCAAGGACCUGGGCUUGGAAGGGACGUUCCUCAAUGAAGUCCUCUACAAGAACGCAGCCUUCCUCAACCUCGUGGACCCAAUCUCCCAUGAUCUCCUGAUGAGCCUCGCUAGAGACCUGCAGUGCCCCAAAAAGGAAUACGACCCUUGGAAGUCCUCUGACCGGAUCUGCCGGCAGCUGAUCUACCACUUGACUCCUCAUGCAAAAUGGCACCAGCACGGCCUGACCCGGCGGAAGUCCCAAGCCAGUCUGAAAAAUAACUUGCAGAAGAAGCUGAGCCAAGAUGCCAUUGACCUGUCGGGGAUCCCCCUUUCUGUGAGGGACAUUCACCGCAUGGCUUAUUACCUGCAGAGCAACGGCAGCCACCUGAAGAGCGUGGACCUCAGCUUCACCGACCUGACUGACGACCUGCUGCACCUCUUGCUGCCUUUUCUGUGGUCUCUGCCCAGCCUCGCCCACCUCUCCCUCAACGGGAACCGCCUGACCCGAGCCACUAUGAAGGAGCUCACCGACGCCAUGAAAGACCCGGGCAGGUUCCCCUGCUUGGCCUGGGUGGACCUGGGCAACAACGUGGACAUCUCCUCCAUGCCACAGCCCCUCCUUGUGGGCUUGCGGAAGCGCCUCAGCCAGCAGACCACGCUGCCCACCAUCCACGAGUCCCUCAGCUGCGACUCUGAAGUCUCCAGCGGGCCUGAGACCAACCCAAUAGAGGAAGAGGAGGAGAGAGAAGUGGCCGAGGCAAAGUCCUGCGACGUCCCCCAGCAGUCCUGCGCAAGGUGAUUGGACGUCCAAUGCCUUCCCGGCAAGACUGAAGCCACAGCAGCCAUAGUUGGCGUCCCCCAGCGGUUUCCUUGACCAACACCCCUGGCCUAGUGGACAGACUGCCAGCCAGGGUCUAUUGCUGCCCCCCCCCAGCCGGCCCUGCCACUUCCUCCUCAACACAGCCUUCCUCUCACACGCUAGACAACAACAGGGACUAGUCACUUACCAUGACAGCGAAGCUAGACCUAGGAAAAGGAACCCAUCACGAGGCGGAGGGCAAGACACAGAACUCACAACUAGCACACCAGGGUGGCUGCUGGGGCACAGCACCAGUGCUCUCAAUUCCUGUUAUUUCCCUCACCUUGUAGACAUCGGGGGUCUUCGAUCCCAAGUGAGAGGGGAGCAAAGGCUGCAUCUAAAGGCUGAACAGCCGCUGCUUUCCACCCUUGGAGACAGCAAACGGCCAGUCUCUUGUGCCCAGCUCCCCCCCCCCCACGUCUCCAGACAAAGGGCAACGGAGUGCAACAUUGUGCAGCACUGACAAGCCAAGAAGACGUGACUUUGGUAUUGCAGCAUCAGGGUAUUUCAGGACUAGGAAUACGUGGGUUAGGGGUGGGAGUUUAUGGGUCUCUAGCUUAGAGGGGAAACAUCUCUUUGUAGAUUCAGUUUUAUAACCUCUAAAGGUAAAGGUGUCCCCGCACUUGCAGUGUGAGACGUUUUCGACUCUUAGGGUGACGUCUUGUGACUUUUACUAGGCAGACCGUAUAUAUGGGGUGGGACUGCCAGUUCCUUCCCCGGCCUUCCUUUACCCCCCAGCGUAUCCCGGGUACUCAUUUUACCGACCACGGAUGGAUGGAAAGCUGAGUGGACCUCGACCCCUUUUACCGGAGAUUCGACUUCCUCCUUCCGGCCGUGAGCAGAGCUUCGGCUGCGUUACCACCGCUUACCACUCUGCGCCAUGGAGUCUUGUACAAAAGAGGAGUGGGGGGCGAACGUCUCCUGGAGCAUCUCUGCUGUUUGAUAUGGAGAUGGAAGUGUGCAUGUAUUUUUAAAAAAUACACCCACAACUCUGCACUGCUGCCCAUUAAGGAUCGCUUGAUGAUUUUGAAGCAGUGUUGACAAGGCUGCCCUUCAAAUGCCAGUGAAGAAACUGAAACUGUGGUGGAAAACAUCCCAUGUCUUUUCAGUGUUGCUGUCUGUGAUGAAGGGUAAUAAAUGGUCUUGGAAUGCAAGACUAAAACAUUGCAUGGGGAGGGAGCCUGAGUGUGACAGGAGAUUCUCCUGCACAAACUUCACGAAGGAGGUGGGGAACAGGAAACGCUGAAACAGAACACGAGCACCUCUCUUACCAUUUAAGGGGCGUCCAAAGCUUGUCAUCCUACUAGAAAGUGUUUCGUUGUUUUUGACUUGUGACCUACUUCUAAUUUUGCUAAAAUUUAAAUAUAGAUUUAAAAUUAUCUUUGGCUCCUUUAGGGGCUGGUUAGUUUGCCCAGCCAUCCCUGAUCCCACCCCCCACAAAUGUGCAAUGCAUAAACACCUACAGGGCUAACUCUUUCCAGGCAGCACCACUUACUGUGGGGUGAAUAUUUCUUGGGAGGUGCAAUUCUCCCAUCUUUAGCAUCUGCUAGUUUCAUAAGGAAAAAAGGCUAACCUCCCCUGCGCCCAUCAGUUAUGCACCAACCAGCUCCAACUCAGGGCUCUGAGAUGCCUUGAGAAGCCUUCAGGAAUUAGGACUGGUAGCUCUGAGGUGCUCUUGGAGGCCGAUGAUUCAUAGGGUCGCUGUAAGUCGUAGUCGACUUGGAGGCACAUAACAACAAGCAGCUCUGAGGUGAGGGGAUGGACUGAAUACCACAUACAGAUUUGAAGCAACCCACCCAGUGUCGGGCUGCAAAGUUUCUAAUUUGCUUUUAAUCACAAAGCAGCAGUAGUAGAUUAUCUCCCUCAGGUUUCCAAAUCACCAGUUUUCCUUUCUGGAAUACACUUCCUCUCCAGACUUAGGGCUGUAGCUUUCUCCAUCCAAAUAAUGAUGCUGCAAAGUCUCUAAGCAGGACUCAGAGAACAUUUGCCUUAGGCCACCUGCUCUGCAAGCCUUUGGGGUUUCAUCAAGAGCCAAGAUUCUACCUCUACCAGGUGGCAUUGCAUUAGUGCAAGACAUGAGUGAAUGCCUGCACUCUCCCAUGAAAAGGAUCUCUGCCUUUGCACUUCUGGAGCUACCUCCAGUCAGUAGACCAUCAUGGGCUGAUCCACAAGGGCAGCAGCUGAAUAUGCUCAUCACAGUACAAUUUAGAAAGAGAGAGAUUGAACACCACAUUAUUCUCCUUUGCCAAGACUAGUUCUCAUCCAUGAGGUUUGCCCUGGGCCUGAAACCCAAGCAAGCCAUUAUUCCUAUAGCUCAUUGCCCUCUAAAGCCCCCCCCCCAGGAGUAACCUCCUUAACAUCUGCUGAACGUGAAACUUCUGUUCUUAAAACCUAAGUAAGUAUUUUGUUGGACAAAAGUUAAGUGUUGUCAAGGUGAGUAGAGGGUUGUUUUACUCCAUGAUGUUUGAUUUCUUAUAUUGUUGGCCCUUGUUUUAAAAUGAGGUCAACUUCCAGGGCUGAAAAUUUAAAAGGGGACACUUUUCUUAGAUCAUCUUUCACUCUCCAGUCCUUGGAACAUAACACCUGCUGAGCCCUGAGGAAGAAACAUCAUCACCUCCCAAACUGCCAUUAUAAGUUAACAGCAGGUGAAAAAUCUGAACUAAAAAGUCAUUUAACUGGCUUAUGUCUGACUCAACAGCAAUAGAAAAAAGAAGCCUUAAUUGACAAGGAGCACUGGCUGCUGGAAGCAGUUCUGGAAGCACCACAAGGGCGCCGAGGGCAGCACUGAUGGUUGGACGCCUGCUAUCCUGCCCCACCCGCCAGGCUGAUCAACCUUGCCUGUAUAACGACAGAUCUGUAUGCCAGAAACAAAGUUCAUGCCACACAACUGACGCUUUCCCCCCAUUUUCUAAGAAACACGUUUAUUGAAUAGCAAGGAAACAUCAUCACCGCUACUGCUCUGAACACAAUUUGAAGUUCCCCGAGAAAAGGCUUUGUCCAGUUACCGCCGCUUCUGAAAAAUGUUGCCACGUCCCAUUCCACGCCCUCUGCCUCUUGCAGCCACUGAAGGAAAAGAAAACAAAUAGUGUAAACGCUACAGAGAAGCCCAAAGCUGUGUUUCUGAAAACCCCAUAAAGCGUCCCCUUCCGAGUCAGAACAAAGACCCAUUUAGCUCAGCCUCCUGCUUCUGAAAAGGUCACAAGGGGGACACAGAGCCCAUCAGACCCCCCACUCCACCCUUCUCUUCCAAAACAAUGGUAUUCGGAGGCACCCUUCCGCUAAACCUGGAGGUUUCAUACAGCGAUCAUGAUGUGUAGCCACUGACAGAGCCACCCUCCAUGAAUCUGGCUAAUCCACUCUUAAAAGGCAUCUAAGCCAGCGGCUACCUUCAAGGCCUGUGGCAGUAGAUUUCAUAAACGGCACUGUAUGAAGUACUUUACUUUGUCUCUCCGGAAUUCACUUGGAACCUUCCAUAAAGCAGUCAGCUCUGCCUGCAGCAUUUGCUUCUAUGAACCAGGCCUUCCAAUCUGAGAAGGGCCACAGCUCAGUGGUGAAGAGCAGAAGGUGCCAGGUUCAAUCCCCCAUGGCAUCUCCUGGUACAGCUGGGAGAAAUUCUGAUCUGGAACCUUGGGCAGCAACUGCCAGUCAGUGUAGGUUACACUGAGCUAGAUGUAUCAAUCUUUUUGGAGCCGUUUUGGAUCUUUUGGAGCCCAUGGCUUAACACUUACAGAAGGGCUCAGUUCCCCACAGCAAUUCCCAUGGAUAAGGGAGGUGACUUGGCAGCAUUAGAUGACAACCAUCUAAUAGGCAAGGUUUAUUAAAUAAAUAUUAAAAACAAACUUUCUCAGCCAGGCAUUCCCCAGCGGCCAAUAUUCUUAUCUGCCUCCUUCAGCGUUCUGCAGUUUUACUGUGUUCCUUUGUUUUAUCAGAACUGUUUUGUUGUGCUGAUCAGUUUUAAUCCACUGCUGUAAACUGCUUUGGGUUUUUUUAAGUAAGAAGUGCUCUAGAAAUAUUUUGACAUUUAAUUAAAAUUAAUCUGGAGUCUGAUUCACUGUAGAGGACUUUCCUAAACGCCAAGGAAGAAAGUAUGUGCAGACUGGCAAACUGCAGAGGCAGGGAACAGACUCCUGGCACGCAGCAAGGGAGGGGAAGCAUUAAGGGCAGGUACAGGAGCUGGAGAGCCCUGCCAUCUUGGCGCCUGGAACUGCCCCGGCUCUUACCCUGGGCUUUCAGAAUAGCAGCUUUGCCUCUCCCAGCCCCAGAGCCUUGGUUUUUGUUUUUCAUGCUCUUGAGCAUUGGAGCAUUUUUCAGCAUAUCUGGUAAGAUGAGGAAUCGUAUUUUGCUCCCUCGAAUGUACACCUGCUCUAGUUGUGCCACACGCCCAUCUCUGUAGGUCACUGUGAUGUUGGACAUCUGAAAAGAGAAAAUGGAGUAGCAAAAAGGUAUGAAGCUUUUGAGAAAAGAAGCACAACAGCAAAAACCACCAGCUGUUUCCCAAGCUGGAAAAGGCCACAUGGGGAAGCCUAAAUAUUGGCUAGUCAAGACUACUGGAAGGGAGUUUGGGUCGGCCAUGAGAUUGCCAGUUUCUGUGAAUGUGUCUUAAAA